AUGUACUAUGUCAUAUUACCACAGCAAUUCAAGUCCCUAAAACAGUAUGAGGCCGUUGAAAUAUUUGGCCAGAAAGGACUGCAAUUAUAUCUAAAGUUCGCUUUGAGUCAAGUGGAACGUGGCGAAUUUCAGUGUGGAAGUAAAUCGACUGCUUGCGAUUUGCUUCCCUUCAUGGCAUCCAUCUUGAGCUAUCUUGAGAAUCCAUCGAAAACCAUCGCGAAGUUUACGAUGCUUCCCAAUGGAGUAGAUCCACCGAAGUUCACCCGCCACAGCGAAAGAGAAGUAUCUUGUGAUUCUGUCUCCGAUUCCCGAGAUGAAGAUAAAAUGUCAAGAGUAAGAACGAAGUCUGAGUCGGUGGUCUCAUCGGAUGUGUUCUUAAAAACUCUCGUAAAAAUUGCAAAUGACUCGCAGGAAUGUUCCGAAGACGCAGGUGAUCCAACAGAUGCUAUAAAUCUUGAUGUGUGUCGAGGUGAAGUAGCACGACUAGAGGAAAAGAAAGGGAUUAUUGAGUGA
Molecule: messenger RNA, 513 nt
Organism: Strongylus vulgaris
Lineage: Eukaryota; Metazoa; Nematoda; Chromadorea; Rhabditida; Strongylidae
Source: the annotation of a GenBank genome assembly